UUCUACAAACGCCGAAUUCUUUAACUUCAAUGCACGUUUAACACGACAAAAUUGUAUUUUUUUCAUAGUUUUUUUCUAUUGGUUUUAUUUGAAGUGCACACUUUUACAGUGCUUUUGCAUGAAGGCAUGAUUUGGAAUUACAAUGCCGAGUUCAGUGCAAUGAAAUUGUUCAAUAUUACGGACUAACACCGACCAAACACAAUUUUUGGUUCUUUGGACCACUUUUCUUUUUUCAAACGCGAUUCGCGUUCUAAAUUCAGCAGCGGUAAUCGAUAUUUAAUUGUUUGCUAGGCAACACGUAACAGUGCAAGCACGGCAUGCCCUUAGAUUUUACAUUAACCAAACGACUUUUAUGUAUUGUAUUUGUAUUGUGUUUGAUCUAUUGGUUGAAAUAUAGUGUUUUAUUCAUUGACGAUUUGUAAAAGAAAGAGUAAAACAAAGCUACGCUUCUAUUAGAAUAGAGCUUAGAAUAGAUUUGAUUUGAUUUUGGUUGGCAUUUGCAUUAAUUGGGUGUUCAAAUGACACGGAAAGUAUCAUACUUUUACCAUCCGGAUGUGGGCAACUUCCACUAUGGACCCGGCCAUCCCAUGAAACCGCAUCGACUGUCGAUGACUCACAGCUUGGUCAUGAACUACGGCCUGCAUAAAAAGAUGAAAAUCUACCGUCCAUACAAAGCCAGCGCUCAGGAUAUGCUGCGAUUCCACAGUGAAGAAUACGUUGAAUUCCUGCAACGAGUCACACCGCAAAAUAUUCAAGCGGUUGGUUACACGAAAUACCUGUCACAUUUCAGCGUUGGUGACGAUUGUCCCGUAUUCGAUGGUUUAUUCGACUUUUGCGCUUUGUAUACUGGCGCAUCAUUGGAAGGUGCUCAAAAAUUGAAUCAUGAUCACAGCGACAUUUGUAUCAAUUGGUCAGGUGGAUUGCAUCACGCAAAGAAAUUCGAAGCUUCAGGUUUCUGUUAUGUAAACGACAUUGUCAUCGGAAUAUUGGAGCUAUUAAAAUAUCAUCCACGUGUAUUGUACAUUGACAUCGAUGUGCACCAUGGCGACGGCGUUCAAGAGGCAUUUUAUUUAACGGAUCGCGUGAUGACAGUAUCGUUUCACAAAUACGGGAAUUGGUUUUUCCCAGGUACGGGUGAUAUGUAUGAAAUAGGCGCAGAAACCGGACGCUACUAUUCGGUGAAUGUGCCGUUGAAAGAGGGCAUCGAUGAUUUGAGCUACUAUCAAGUAUUCAAGCCGGUUAUAUCGAACGUAAUGGAAUUCUAUCGGCCAACCGCAAUCGUAUUGCAAUGUGGUGCUGACUCGUUGGCUGGCGAUCGAUUGGGUUGCUUUUCGCUCAGCAGCAAAGGGCACGGUGAAUGUGUGAAUUUUGUGAAGGAUUUCAAUGUGCCAACACUUGUUGUUGGUGGAGGCGGCUAUACACCCAGAAAUGUGGCCCGUUGUUGGGUAUACGAAACAUCAUUGCUAGUUGACGAACAAAUUUCAAAUGAAAUCCCCAUGAAUGACUAUUUAGAAUUCUUUGCACCUGAUUUCACAUUGCAUCCCGAGAUCCCAACGCGACAAGAGAAUGCAAACAGCAAACAAUAUCUCGAUAUGAUUAAUCGAUAUGUUUACGACAAUUUGAAAAUGUGUCAGCAUGCGCCGAGUGUUCAAAUGUACAAUAUCCCAGAGGAUGCGCUACCACCAGAAGAUGAACGAACACAAGAUGAGCCCGAUCCAGAUGUUCGAAUCAGCCAAUCAGAUGAAGAUCGUGCGGUCGAACCACGAAAUGAAUUCUACGAUGGCGAUCAGGACAACGACAAAAUGGACUCGGAAAGCUAAAUUUUACAUUUUAAUUGAUUUUAAUUCUAAUCAUUAUAAGCAGAAAUAAAAUAAAAAAGAAACGAAAUAGUAUGGAAA
Sitodiplosis mosellana (orange wheat blossom midge) is the source of this 1898-nucleotide messenger RNA. RefSeq names its product histone deacetylase 3 (gene HDAC3). Gene Ontology annotation, molecular function: histone deacetylase activity. The record is from RefSeq and is a predicted model, not a curated record. The transcript has 5 exons. NCBI's taxonomy places the organism in Eukaryota, Metazoa, Arthropoda, Insecta, Diptera, Cecidomyiidae. Bases 519 to 1820 code for a protein of 433 amino acids.